Pongo pygmaeus (Bornean orangutan) is the source of this 6874-nucleotide messenger RNA. It is a transcript of the gene DNAJC27, whose product is annotated as DnaJ heat shock protein family (Hsp40) member C27. Lineage: Eukaryota; Metazoa; Chordata; Mammalia; Primates; Hominidae. The coding region runs from base 1967 to 2761 and encodes 264 amino acids. The transcript is spliced from 8 exons. The record is from RefSeq and is a predicted model, not a curated record. Gene Ontology annotation, molecular function: GTP binding; GTPase activity. Gene Ontology annotation, cellular component: phagocytic vesicle; lysosome; late endosome. Gene Ontology annotation, biological process: phagosome-lysosome fusion.
CAAAGAGUGGGGGAAAAAAAACAACUUUCUUGCUCUUUCAAUUCCAAACUAAUUUAAUACAUACAGUAGAAAAUGUAGCUAUAUACAAUAAAUGUCAAAAGCAUCAGUAUGGGCCGGACGCUGUGGCUCAUGCCUGUAAUCCCAAUACUUUGGGAGGCCAAGGCAGGAGGGUCACCUGAGGUCAGGGGUUCGAGACCAGCCUGGCCAAUAUGGUGAAACCCCGUCUCUACUAAAAAUACAAAAAUUAUCUGGGUAUGGUGGUGGGUGCCUGUAAUCCUAGCUACUCGGGUGGCUGAGGCAGGUGAAUCGCUUGAACCCGGGACGCAGGGGUUGCAGUGAGCAGAGAUUGUGCCACUGCACUCUAGCCUGGGCAACAAGAGUGAAACUCUGUCUCAAAACAAAAACAAAAACAAAACCAAAACCAUCAAUAUGAAAAAACAGUAAUCAAUUUAAAUCUCUGGCAUGUUUUACUGCUUGGUCUCAACAGCACCAUACUUAAUCAGUCAUAACAGCUGAAGAUUUGACAUUUUAUAAUUAUUCUUCCACAAUACCAGUUACCCUAUUACAGGGCCAAAGGUGAACUGUCGAAGAAAUUACAUGUUUAGUAAUUUGAUUUAUUAAAUUAUACUGAGAAGUUAGCAUGUGGAUUCUUCUAAGCUUUAAAACUAUCCAAAUUCUAACCAGGACUUAUAUUUCAUAUUUGUAAAUAAUUUUAGACGCUUCAGUGAAUUGUUAUAUUAUUUAUCAAAACAAUCCAGAAUAAACUUGUCUUAAAAAAAAACUUAAUGUUUAAAAAACACAUUUUAAAAUUAAAAUGUGGAAAAUCUGACUUUACUAUGAAAUGUUGAGCCUUUGUUCAUUGCCUUCCUGUAAUGCACUUCCCUUAAGAUGUUUAAAGUUAGGUGAGAAAAGAAGCAAUGCUACUUUUGUCUUUGUAAUAUACAGGGAAAUUGGCAGCCAUUCUUUUUCAGGGCACUAUAAAUAAUCAUUGUCAAGUUCUGAAGAUAUUGACUGACGAUAUUGACUGAAAAAAAAAAUUACCGUUCCUGUCAGACUGACUUAUUCAAGCACUGACACAUUGUCAGCUAAAGGGAAGGGGAGAGCAGACCUCGAGGUCACGUCACGUUCGAAGUGAACAGCGGGGAGCUGAGAAACUGACGUCCACAGCUCCAGCCUGGCCUAGCGUUAACACCUGCAGUAGGCCGAGCCUUUCUCCCACCGAGGAGUCAACAAAUCCAUCAGAGCUCUGUAAUAGGAGGGCCAAGACUAAACACUCUUGCCUUGACUCCAAAUAGACAACUCCAUUUAAAAUAAAAAACAAUAGGAACCAGAUUCAGAAUCGCUUCACGCCUUGCCCACCAAGGCCCUCUUCUAGAACCAGGGUUCCGACCUCCCCACUUUCCUGGCUCUGGGGUCUGCCUCGGGGAUCUCAAGCAAGGGGAACAUAAUACUGGAGGGGGAAGAGGAGCAGCAGACCGGCCCAUGGAACCGAAAAAGAAUCCAGAAAAAAAAAAACACUCCCAAACGGACCAGACACUACCAGACCCGCCCUGAAGAGCCAAUACAUUUCCACGACUCGGCUGCGAAAACAACAAACGCCUCCCGUCCGGGCGUCCCUGAAAACAAGGCCGCGCUCACCUCGAAGGGUAAACCCAGCCGCCCCCCAACGUCGCCUUCCCGUCAGGGGACGACGCCUUAGAAACCCGGUAACUGCAGCCGCGUCUCCAGGGCCUGCAGAUGACGUCAGCAGCCCCGCGCUAGCAUCGCGAGACUCCCGUCACCCUCCGCCGGCUCCCCGCGCUCUCAACCGCCCGCGCCUGCUACCAGGCAGCGGCGGGGAUGGCGAGCAGCGGAGGCCAGGCGGUGACGAGAGCAGCGGGUCCGCCAUUGGACGAAGAGGCCUGAGGGACGGGCCAGCGGUGCACAAGAAGAGACCGAGGCGGGUGGCCCCCAGAGAGCCAGGACCAUGGAGGCCAACAUGCCGAAGCGGAAGGAGCCCGGCAGGUCUCUCCGCAUCAAAGUCAUCUCCAUGGGCAACGCCGAAGUGGGGAAAAGCUGUAUUAUAAAGCGAUACUGUGAGAAAAGAUUUGUGUCUAAAUACCUGGCAACAAUUGGAAUUGACUAUGGAGUCACAAAGGUACACGUCAGAGACAGAGAAAUCAAAGUUAACAUCUUUGAUAUGGCUGGACAUCCCUUCUUCUAUGAGGUUCGAAAUGAGUUUUACAAGGACACACAGGGUGUGAUACUGGUCUAUGAUGUUGGGCAGAAAGACUCCUUUGAUGCCCUCGAUGCAUGGCUGGCAGAAAUGAAGCAAGAGCUUGGACCUCAUGGAAACAUGGAAAAUAUUAUAUUUGUAGUUUGUGCCAACAAGAUUGAUUGUACCAAACAUCGCUGUGUAGAUGAAAGUGAAGGACGUCUUUGGGCUGAAAGCAAAGGGUUCCUGUACUUUGAAACUUCAGCACAAACUGGAGAAGGCAUUAAUGAGAUGUUCCAGACCUUUUAUAUAUCCAUAGUUGAUUUAUGUGAAAAUGGCGGGAAACGCCCUACCACAAAUAGCAGUGCUAGUUUCACCAAAGAACAAGCAGAUGCCAUUCGCAGAAUUCGAAAUAGUAAAGACAGUUGGGACAUGCUGGGAGUCAAACCUGGGGCCUCAAGAAAAUCUUCGUCUUCAACAGAAUUGAUGUAUUUGUUACAUCUUGAGAGUUUCUCCUGCUACCUGCAAAUCUUGAAAGGCACUCUUAGUGCAGAGGACCAGGGAUGAAGUCAAUAAAGCGUAUCGGAAACUUGCUGUGCUUCUUCACCCUGACAAAUGUGUAGCACCUGGCAGUGAAGAUGCCUUCAAAGCAGUUGUGAAUGCUCGGACAGCCCUCCUGAAAAACAUCAAGUAGAAAGUAGAGAAAAAAGCCACAUGUGGGACUGAAAUGCAAAUAGACUUUCCCUAGAGGUGAAAUAACCAACAUGGAGUUUUCCUUCCCAGAAUCUCACUGCUCUUUUCAUUCAUGUGUUGUCAUUUGUAUAUCAGUAAUUCAGGUGCCCAUUUCAUAGACAUUUUACUGAGAAAUAACCUGCAUUUGUAUGAAGUGAAGAGAACUGAGCGUCACUUAACACCCUGUACUUCAUUUCAUAUUUCUAGAUAAUUCUGAUUUUUUUUCUCAUUCAUUUGUCAGCUCUGUAAUUAUAGUAUCCCUUAGACAUUUCACUUGGGGAAAUCCACGAGGUUCCUGGAGGGAGGGAAGAGAGGACAAGAGGACCCUUUCACUUUUUCUUUUUUACGGAAUUCAUCAUCAGAGAAGAAAAUAACAAAAAUGGAAGCAAACAACAUCAGAACCCCUGUAAGUUUGGUGUGACCUUACAGACAAGUAGCUGCUUUUACAGUGAGUUCCUUAGGUGGUAUUUUAACCAUGGAUCUAUAAUGAUGACUCUUGGCAGCCCUUUUGGAGUUUGUAAAAUGAGGUGAUACAGUUCUGAAUUGAGCAUUCCUUUAUGAUAUUCACUCUGUUCCUCUUCUGCAGCCACCAGUGGGAGAGACAAGCCAGUCCUAAGAGAAAAGGUGGUGGCAGCCACAAAUUCUAGGUACACUGGCUGCUGCCUAUCCUGUCCCUGGAUCUGAGGCCUUUCCCUUGCCAUAGAAAUGGUUGCUGGUAGCAGUAGAGAGCACUGUGCACCUGGGAAUGAGGAAUCAGGCCCCAAGACAGAAGUACUUGCAGGAGGCAGCUGCAGUAGUAUCCGCCUGUAGUCCCAGCUACUCAGGAGGCUGACACAGGAGGACUGCUUAAGCCCAGGAGCUCAAGUCCCACCUGGACAACAUAGUAAGAUCUUGUCUCUUAAAGAAAAAAAAAAAGGUACUUGGAGGUCACACUUGAAGAUUAUGCACAUCAGCAGAGGAAAAGGCCAGCCAAGCUUAGGGCAGGCUUGAUGCAGUAGGAGAGACUCCUUAUGAGGCUGAGCCCUUGUCUUAUUGCCAGCCUUUGCCACAGGCAGGUGAGAAAGGCAGGGCCACUCCUCAGCAAAGUUGGCCUCUUCUGCACUCCCUCACCAGUGUUGUUUCUUCCUUUUUUCCCCUCUUCCCCUUCCCCUCUUGUGUUUUUUCUGAACCCCACAUCUGCCAUCAUUUCUCUCCUCUAGAGUCCCUGGCUUCUGGCCACUGCCUCCUCCCUCUUCUAAGCCUUGGCCUGAACCUGGUUGACCAGAGGCAAGUGUGGAUCCUUUGGGUGGCUGUCAGGGGAGAUCUCAGGGCCUCUGUUGGGAGGAAUCUCUGUAAUUCCUGCUUGGGCUCCAAAUUUCUGAAGAGUAGUAUUUUUAAACUGUAGCUUACAAAAUACAUUCUCUGGCCACAGUCUCCUCCUUGAUAUACAAGGGAUGGAUGAAGUUCAUGUAUUAGGACUGGCACUCCUUACGGUGCUUAUAGAACCAGUCUCACCACUUGACUCAUUACGUCGUCAUUCUUGUUACAUCACUCAUACUUUUAGCUGCAACCACACUAAUUCACAUUUUUAUAUACUUUCAAUUAGCUGUACUAAUUGGGGCUUGAAAGUAUAUAAAAUCUUCCUAUCCUGUGAAUUUUAAAAAGCUAUCCCAUAUCGAUUGCCAAAGAGCAUCUACCUUACCACCUAAGAAGAAAAGCCACUUUCUUCCAAUCCAAGCCCACUGCAGUCUUGUGGAUUUUCCACACAGCAGCUUUUCACUGUAUGCCUGUACUCGGGCUGCACUGAGCUUGUCUUCAGGAAACCAGAGCAUUGCUUUAUCAUAGCACUUUUCAUCUUGGUAAUAUCAAAACAACUUUUUAAAUGAACUGAUUGAUAUAUGUUAUUUCUUGCGAGGUUUUCCUCUGGCCUUUAACUGGCUUCUGAGGCUACAGAACUCCAACCCAGAGUUCUUCGGGACCUAAAUUUUGCUUAAGGAAGGCCUUUAUCAUGCUGAAAGCACUCAGACAUGUCUGCCCUCACAGCAGAAUCUGGAAGUCAUAUGAAUGAGGGAUCGUGCUUGGUAGCGUCAGCCCAAAUUGACACGACAACUCACUGAAUGUGUGGCCCUCUAUGAAAGCUGGUGCCAGUUAUCAUCACUGUUAUUAAAUACUAGAUUGGGAACCUCAUUCAGCCGUAUUGCACAGAUGAGCAAUUAUAGCAGAGAAAAUUCAUUAGUGCUUCCACUCAUAUCCUUAUGUGUGAGUUGGUGAAAUUUAGCCUGAGCUUGAUUCUUAGGUCUUGAGACUCAGUUUCCAACACCUUCAUUAUUAAUGUUAAGAAUGGCCAUAUACCACUUCAUUUACGUAAAAGGAAUAAAAUAAGCAAGUUAAGCUUCAGGGUCCUAGAAUUUUUCUGAUUUCUAUAAUCCUUCAGCAGAAUAUUAAGAAAUAAAGCAUGCUCUGCAAUGGAAAGGUUUUUUUGGCACUAACUUCAUGCAAAAUUUCACAGACAUCUAUGCAUUAAUUUAAAUUCUUGGUGCAAAUGUGUGCUUUGUAGUUCAACCUUAUUAAAAAUUCUUCAGCCAGUUAGGAUUUCAAAAUACAUUAGUGAGAGUAACAGCUAGCAGAAUAAUUACAAUGGCUAAAACGUUUUUAUAGAGAAUCUUGUUUUUCAAAAAAGAAUAAAAAGUUUGAAUAGCUAUUAUUAAAGAAAAGCCAUGUCUUCAACAUCUGAGUCACCAAGAAGUAACACUUUUUAAACUUGUUAGAAAUCCCUGGAGGCAUUUCAAAUUCAUCUUCUAACCUACCUAAGCACUUUAAGAUACAGCCUCCUUCUGUUCCUUUGUUCCCCUUCAUGCCUCCUUUUGAAUUGAUAACUGUCAAUAUUUCUUUGACUUCAGCAUUGUCAUUUUAUUUCUGUUUAUCAAUGUGUCCUUAGUUUUCUUAGCCUGUUAAUUUAAAAAUCCAGACUUGGGGGUCAUUGUGUUGCUACCCAAGAGAAAAUGCUACAGUUUUAUAGAUUGCACAUCAUUCUUUAAGGCAUACAUUUACCUCAGGAAACUUACUCUAGUAUGUUCUCAUAUAUUGAAUUCUCAACUAAGUAACUAUUUCUUUAUACCUAUAAACUAGUACCUAAUUCACUGUUAGUUAAACGAGCCAUAGAUAAGGCAGCUAAACUUCUGAAAGAUAGCCAGAGUAAGUAAGCAGCCACUGCAAGCUCUGAAUCAGUUUAAAAAAAAAAAAGUAAAAAAAAAAAAAGGAGCUGCGCCCCAUUGAACAAUGACAACAUCACAAGGGGAAGGGAGGGAUUUUGCCAAAAGUUAGAAAGGUGGAGCUGUAAGCCAUGUGCAUGUUGCCUUUGACAGUGACAGUGCCCCUCUCACAACUAAUUCCACUAGGCAUGGGAAUGUCACCUCCUUUGCCACUGUACCCCAUCAAGCUUACUCUGAAUCAAAGGUUUUGUAAAACUUUUGAAAAUGAACUUAGCUGCAAAAUAUAGCUAACCACUUUCCAUUGCAAGCUUUGCAAAGUGAAGAGAGGUUCAUACUUCUCAUAAUUGGUAUUUAGCACAAUUGUAAGACACAGUUUUACUGUUUGUACAUUGUUUUUUUCCGUUAAACUUUUCUAGAGAAGACAAAAGCUUACACUCGUGACAUGGAUAAGUGAGAUGGUGUCUAAUGAGCAGUGCAAUAUUAGGCGGUGCAAUAGAGGCCCUGUUGGCGAGAUGAGUUUUGCUGGAGAGCUGGACAGUGUUGGUUAGCUUCCUGCAUUGAUUGCCCCUGGGCGUUCUUCCCCCUUAACUGUGAAAGCAGAGUCUAUAAAUGAACUCUUUGCUCUUACAAGGUAAUUUACAUAUUUUCUUUCUGUUGAAAUAACUGAAAAUGUUAAAUCUACCAGUUUAUGUCUUGUAAACAGAGUGUCAUAUGUAUUUAAGUUGUGUAUUUUUAUAAAGUAAAGCCAAAUAUCAAA